Molecule: messenger RNA, 1755 nt
Organism: Yarrowia lipolytica CLIB122
Lineage: Eukaryota; Fungi; Ascomycota; Dipodascomycetes; Dipodascales
Source: RefSeq, a predicted model, not a curated record
AUGAUGAAACUCGGCCAACUCAGCAAGUUUCUACCGACAGAGAGACGUGUGGAGGACAAUGUCGACAAUCUAGAGACGGAGCGAGAAAGAGAUGAGGGGGAUUUCCCGCUCGAGUACCGCGACGAAACCAACCGACCUUGGUGGAAGUUCUUUGACGAGUACGAGUACCGGAUGAACAAGUACGAGAGAGCUUCCCACAAGUGGUUCAAGUGGUUCGACGAGAGAGACACAAGGUCAGACAAGAAGUUGAUUUGCAAACUCGACAUUCUGUUGACAGUUUACUCACUAAUGGUGUAUUGGGUCAAGUACCUGGAUCAGACCAAUGUCAACAACGCCUAUGUGAGUGGAAUGAAGGAGGACCUGGGAUUCAAGGGUAACGAUCUAGUGCAUGUCCAGUCCAUGUAUCUAGCUGGAGCCGUCAUAUUCCAACUUCCCUUCAUGUUCUUGCUUCCCAGAGUCCCUCUGAAUAUUGUCAUUCCGGCUGUGGAUUGUAUGUGGGGAUUGAUGACUCUGCUGACCUGCAAAGUGCACUCGGUGGGUGCUCUGAAGGCGCUGCGAUUUCUGGUUGGAGCUUUCGAGUCCGGCUUUAUUCCCACCAUCUAUUACCUCAUGGGCUCAUGGUACAAGCCCUCGGAGGUGGCCCGAAGAGCUGGUUUCUUCUACAUGGGUCAAUUUCUGGGGUUGCUGAGUUCCGGCCUGCUAGCCAGUGCAGCUCUGAAUCUCGACGGAGUGGGAGGCUUUGAGGGCUGGAGAUGGGUGUUCAUCGUUGACUCCAUUUGUACUCUCCCUCUGGCUGUUGUAGGGUACUUCAUCAUCCCUGGAACGCCAGACAAAUGCACUUCUCUGUUUCUGACUGACGAGGAAAUCAUCCGAUGUAGGGAACGCAAGAAGCCCUUUGUGACGGAAAAGAAGGGCCAGCAACUCAAGAAACUGACGGAUUGGUCACUAUGGAAACCACUACUCACCUCCUGGCAUCUCCCGACCGCCAUUCUCAUCUCCUGCUUCUUCUACAACAACACCAGUGGAAACGCGGGCACCUUCAUUCUCUGGUUGAAGAGCCUGACUGAUUCCAAUGGAAACCAAAGAUACACCGACCAGAAAGUCAACCAGCUCAGCACAAUUGCUCCUGGUCUAGGUUUCGCCUAUGUCUACCUGGCAUCUCUGUUUGGAGACCUUGCACGAUGCAGAUGGGGCGGUAUAGUGAUCACUCAGAUGUUCAAUUCUAUCGGAGCAGUGAUUCUGGCUGUCUGGGACGUUCCAGAGGGGGCCAAAUGGUUUGCCUUUUGUCUCCAGUACAUCUCCUGGGCCAUGAGUCCUAUCAUGUACACUUGGUGGGCAGAUAUCAUGAGACGAGAUCCACAACACUACGCUAUAGUGCUUGUCAUGAUGAAUAUGCUGGGCCAGAGUUCAUCAGCAUGGGUGUCGGUGCUUGUAUUCCCCACUUCUGAAGCUCCCAGGUUCAGAAAGGGAUACGGAACUUGCGCAGCUUGUGCCUGUUGUUGCGCGAUUAUGGCGGUAGUCAUUUUGUACUUUUAUAAGAGAGACGAGAAGCGAGAUUGUCUGCGAAACGGAAUUCUGCUGGUGAAUGAUAAUGAAGAUAAUGGCGACAAAACUGGCAAGGGAGUCGUUAUUGAGGGUCUUUCUGAGAGCUUUGAUGAAGAUACUGGAGUUGCGAAGAAGCUUGAAGUCGAAAAGAUCAGAGAAGCCAGUGUUAGUGACGAAAAUGUCAGCAACCUGUCGUUGGUGGUUAUUUGA